AUGAAUACAUUAAGUAAAAGACAAACAAUUAUUCAAGAUUUCAUUAAAUUUGUAUGGUGUUUAUAUGAACAACAAAAUAUUAUUAUUUUAUUAAGAAGAUUUUUAUGUGAUUUGAAAAAAUACAACAAAUCAAUAACAUAUUUUGAACAUUUAUUAAAUAAUUUUCAAAAUGACAAUUAUGUUCGCAUUGAUUACAACAUUGAUAGAAUUCACGAUUGUGAAAAUGAACAACAUUUAAUACAACAAUUUUAUGAUUGCAUCUGUAAUAGAAUGAAAAACGUCUUUGUUGUUUCAAGAUGUAUUGGUACUAUUCUCUGUCAACAAAACAAAUAUGAUAAAUUUUUACAAUUCUUUAAUCAAGUAAUUAAAAUUCGAGAAGAAGUUUCUCUUUUUGAUUAUGCAGAAGUUUCUCGUAGUCUCACUUUUGUCGCUAUUUUACUAACUGAUCAAGAUAAAUAUGAAAAAAUUCUCCAAAUAAGAGAAAAAUUCUAUCCUUCUUAUCAUAUGAAUGUUGCUUCAAUUCUGAUCAGCAUUGGUGCUGUUCUUCAUCGACAAUUGAAGUAUGAUGAAACCUUGGAUUACUCUAAACAAGUUCUUAAAACUAGAGAAGAUACUUAUCCUUCUGGCCAUAUAGAUUUGGCUGAAAUUCUUAAUAACAUUUCUCUGAUAUUAUUUGAUCAAGACAAAUAUAACAAAUCUCUACAGUUCUAUCACAAAGUAUUAAAAACAAGACAAGAAUUAUAUCCGUCUGAUCAUGUUAACAUUGCAAGUAUUUUGAAUAGAAUUGUUAUUGUACUUUAUCAACAACUAAAGUAUUAUGAAGUUUUAGAUUUCUUUCGAGAUGUUGUGAAAAUUCAAGACAAACUUUAUCCUACAGGUUAUAUAGAUCUAAUUAAUUAUCUCGAUAAUAUUGAUCUUGUUCUAAGUGAUCAAGAACAAUAUGAUAAAUCACUUGAAUUUUAUAAACAAGCACUUGAACUAAAAGAAAAGUACUUAUCAUGUAAUGAUCUAAGUAUUGUCGAUGGAUUGAGUAAAAUCGGUGAUAUUCUUUGUCAACAAGAGAAGUUUGAUGAAGCAUUUAAUUUUCAUUAUCGAUCAUUACAAUUGAGAGAGAAAUAUCAUUCUUCGUCUUACAAUAAUAUAAUUAAUAAUUUAAAUAUUCUCGGCUAUAUACUUCAUCAUCAAGAUAAAUAUGAAGAAGCAUUGGAUUUUUAUCAACAAGCACUAACAGUCAGAGAAAUGUACAAUUCUGGAGAUAGUAGCAUUCAUAUUGCUGCUAAUCUUAUGAACAUUGGCGAACUUUUUUGUAAGCAAGAAAAGUAUGAUCGAGCUUUAGAAUUUUAUCAACGAGCAUUAAAAAUUCAAGAAAAAUAUUAUUCUUAUGGUCAUAUCAAUAUUGUUCAUAGUCUUCAAAAUAUUGGUCUUAUUUUAUAUAAUCAAGAAAAAUAUGAUCAAACAUUAAAUUUUUUUCAACGUGCUCUGGAUAUGAGAGAACAAUAUUUUGCUUCUGAUUAUUCUGACAUUAUAGAAAAUCUCAAUUUUAUUGGUCUUAUCUAUUAUCAUCAAAAGAAAUAUGAUGAAGCUUUAAUUUUCUAUCAACGAGCUCUUAAAUUACAGAAUGAUGUUUAUCUUUCUGAACAUAUUUCUAUGACUGUGAGUUUGGACAAUAUUGGUGCUGUUUUUCGUGAGAAAGAACAAUCUGAUAAAGCUUUGAAAUUUUAUCGACAAUCACUCAAUAUCAAAGAGAAUUAUUAUUCUUCUGAUGAUAUAAAUAUCAUUAAAAGUCUUGGCAAUAUUGCAACUAUUUUAUAUGAAAAUGAUGAAUAUGAUGAAGCUUUAAAAUAUUUUCGACGAAUACUCGAAUUUCAACGUAAGCACAAACCUUUUGAUCAUUUAAAUAUCGCAAGUAGUCUGAAUAAUAUUGGUCUUACUAUUUGUCAUCAAGGAGAUUUUGAGAAAGGUUUACUUUUAUGUUCAGAAGCACUGAGAGUUCGACAAAAAUAUCUUCCUGAAGAACAUCUUGAUAUUGCUCAAGCAUUUCAUAGCCUUGGUACUAUUUAUCAUUUGCAAGGCAAAUAUGAUGAAGCACUCAAAUAUUUUCUUCAAUCUUUACGCAUCAAAGAAAAAUUAUUUUCUCCGGAUCAUCUUAGUCAUGUUGAAGAUCUUAAUAGUAUUGGUUUAAUGUUCACUCAUUUAGAACAAUACAAUAAUGCGCUAGUAUUUCAUCAAAAAGCACUUCGAAUACAAGAUAAACAUUAUCCAUUUGGACAUAUAACAGUUGCUAACAGUCUCAAUUAUAUUGGUCUGACACUUUGUCAACAAGAAGACUUCGAAGAAGCUCUUCAAUUAUGUAAAAAUGCUUUAGAAAUGAGAAAGAAAUCUUAUCCACAUGAUCAUAGAAAUAUAUCUCAUAGUCUUUAUAGUAUUGCUAAAGUUCAUUAUAUGAAAAAAGAGUAUGAUAUUGCUCUUGAUUUAUCUAAAGAAGCUCUUAAAAUUAGACAAAAAUAUUGUUCGUCUGGAAAUAUUGAUAUUGCUCAAUGUUUCAGUUUAAUUGGUAUGAUUUUGUAUAUGAAAGAAAAUUUUAAUGAAGCCUAUGAAAUGCAGCAAGAAGCUCUCAAAAUUCAAGAGAAGUUUUAUCCGCCAUCUCAUCUAGAUAUCGCUAUUAGCUGUGAAAAUCUCGGUAAAAUUUAUUAUGAACAAGAAAUAUAUGACAAAGCAACAAUGUUCUUUCAAAGAGCACUUAACAUAAGAAAAACCUAUUAUAUAUAUACUAAUACAGUUAUUGCUGAUAUUCUUAUGUUCAUGGGUUUUGCAUAUCGCAAUCAAAACGAUGCUGAUCAUGCUCUCGAAAGUCUUGAACAAGCUCUUUCGAUUAAAAAAAAGUAUGUAUCAGAUGAUUUGAAAUCUAUAGCAACUAUUCUUGAAGAAUUGACUAUUAUCUAUGGAGAUAAAGGUAAUUAUCGCAAUGCACUUCAGCAUGCUCUCGAAUGUUUAAUAGUGCGUGAAAAUUUUUUACCUCAAAAUCAUGUUGAUAUUGGCACAAGUUUUAAUUUGAUUGCUGAUUGUUAUUCAAAUCUCGGAAAUCAAAACUUGGCAAUUAAAUAUCAUCAACAUGCAUUAGGAGCUUUUAAACAAACUCUACCUAUUAAAGAUCCAUUUAUAGAGACACCAGAUGAAAACAUUCGUCAUCAUCACAAAAAUAUUCACUUAUGGUUUUCACAUGCCCGACAACGUAUACAUAAAAUGAAGAAGCGCUUGUAUUCUUCAUAA
Messenger RNA from Rotaria sp. Silwood2, 3270 nucleotides. The record is from the annotation of a GenBank genome assembly. Lineage: Eukaryota; Metazoa; Rotifera; Eurotatoria; Philodinida; Philodinidae.